Molecule: messenger RNA, 1972 nt
Organism: Mya arenaria
Lineage: Eukaryota; Metazoa; Mollusca; Bivalvia; Myida; Myidae
Exons: 9
Coding region: 229-1833 (534 amino acids)
Biological process (GO): positive regulation of translational termination; protein hydroxylation; negative regulation of gene expression
Cellular component (GO): nucleus; cytoplasm
Molecular function (GO): sequence-specific DNA binding; histone H4R3 demethylase activity
Source: RefSeq, a predicted model, not a curated record
GUGAAAGAACGCGAAAUGCAAGCGUUUGAGAUCAAGAUAUGUAGGCGAUUAAAGGGUGUUUCUAAGUGAAUUCAUAUUAUUUUUUUAUAGCUAUUUAUUGAUUUUCAAUCAUUAAAACGGUAUUUUAGCAUUAUAUUCAUAAGUUAUUAUUAAUUUAAUGUAAUCGCCGAGUGCAUUAGUGCUAUAUUUUUACAUAAAAGUCAUCGAUGUCAGUAGACGCUCUUAAAAAUGAGUGGAAACAAAGUCGUGACAGAUGAAGACAUAAUAGAGGCAAUUAGUGAAUGGCCUAUAACAGAGUCAAUCCCUUACACUGACGAUCGUACAGAACACAUUCACAACCCAGCAUCCCUCUCCAGUUUCUUCCUUAGGAAUGUCGGCAAACCAAGAAAAGUUGCUGAAAAAGUGCGUGAGGAGGAGCCAGGUGAGGACGAGGUCCUGGUUGAAACAGCUCUAGCCCGCUGGUGGAAGAAAACUGGACGACACCUUCUGUUAGGGGUGGAGCUACCCAGCACUGACAAUCCUAACACUCUAAUUAAUUAUGUAGCAGGCACUGAUGAGGGUCUGGAGUUUAUGCAGGGUGAGAUACGAAGACUACGGAAUAAACUCUCCUGCGGAAGUAAAAAUAUAUCAGUUUCAUCAGCUCUGUCAUCUUUCUAUGAACGUCUUGGCAAUCUAACCUUGGCAAAGCUGCAUCUGGAAAAGGUCAGAGAACAUCACUCAGAAGACAAGGAGGCUGAGUGGCGGCUGGCUCGCCUGGAGAGGGCAGAGGGACACAGGCAUCGGCAAGAGGAGAUACUAAGGGAGAUGGACCACAACUCUCUGUCACAGUUAACCUUUCCCGCACACAGCCAGGUUGAGCGUGUACCGGCCAGUGGACUGUCAUACAGUGACUUCCUGCACAAAUACGCCCAGACCAGUACCCCAGUCAUUGUAACAGGCCUGCAGAUUACCAGUCAACCGUGGACACUGGACCAUGUUAGCAAAGUUGCAGGAGAGUGUGAUGCCCCUGUGAAGAAGCCAGUGAAGGAAUCUGUGAAAUUUGCCCACCUUGAGGACUGUGGCACCAUGAAGGUCAAGGACAUUAUAGAUUCUCUCCAUGGGGACUUGCCACAUGACCAGCAGGUGUACCUGUUUGAUUGGUCUUUGCCCUGUCACUGCCCUGAGUUAGCCAAGGAAAUUACCAUACCCAAAUAUUUUGCAGGUGACCUGCUACAGAGGACAUCAGCUGAUUCCCUUUACCAGGACAGCUGGCCAAGCUUGUUCAUUGCCCCGGCUGGUCUCACCAGCGAACUACAUGUAGACACCUUUGGCUCUAACUUCUGGAUGGCACUCUUUCAGGGCAAGAAAAGGUGGACAUUUUUCCGGCGUGAGGACAUAUCUUUGUUAUACCCUGUAUACAACAACCCGUGGAGUGAAGACCCUAACUUUCGGGUGGACCUGGACAGCCCAGACCUGUCACAAUUCCCACUCCUCGCCCAUACCCACCCUGUACAGUGUGUGCUGGAACCCGGUGAAGUGCUGUUUGUGCCUGCAGGGUGUCCCCAUCGUGUGGAGAAUUUGGAAUCUUCACUCGCGAUUUCUGCCAACUACAUUGACCUCUCAAACCUUCACCUCGCUCAAAGGGAGCUCACUCUGGCUGCUCUCUUACACUCAAGGUCACAUGACCUUCUCGAGCAGCUCAGUGAUCCGAACUUUCCCAACAAGCAUUGGAGUGACAUUGAUCAUAUGAAAUUUGAAGAAUUCAAAUCUUGGGUGAAAUUAAAAGAACAAUAUGAACUGUUUGAUAUAACCCUUGAGAGUGUAGAAAAAGAACAAAAAGUUUUAACAGUGUAGCUGUGCUAUAACUAAACAUUGUCAGUAUGUAUACAUUACAAUGUAUACAUUGAAAUAUGUUAAAAAUAUUCAGUUGGCAAUUGUGUAUAGAUCUGAACAUAUUAUGCAUACAAAAUGAUUAAAGAAUUACUAAAGAAGA